GCUUUACUGCAGCAAGAUAUCAUUCUUCACAGAAAACUCUGAACCAUAGACAAGCUCAUCACAAAAACAACCGUGAGCUUUACAAAAGUCUCUGAAAUCCAGCUGAUAGUUCUUCUGAAGAAAAAAAGAUUACAUUUACUUCUACUGCAUUAUCUCUAAAGAUGUCCAGAUUGAUUUUCUUUGCUCUGGUUGUGACAUUGCAAGCAUGUCUGGCAUCAUCCAACUUGUUGCCCACUCCUGCUCCAGACAAUGCUGGACUUCUUGAAAGAGCAAAGCAAGUGUACAGGGACACAAAGACUAAAGUUCUAAAUGUUGGCAGCACAGUGGCUGAUUUUGCUGGCAUGUACUAUGAGGAACAUCUAAAACCUGUAACUGACCCUUACAUGGAAUGGGCAAAAGACCGUGCAAACUCCCUGUGGGAGAGAGUGAAAAGCAGAAUGCCUACUUUAAGAUCAACUGAAGAUCAAUAAGCAAAGCGAUUCGUCAGGGACCAAUCGCAAUCCCAAUUUUCAGGAUAUACAGUGCCUUCCAUAAGUAUUGGAACAAUAAAGACAAAAUUGUUCUGUUUGCUGCUGAGUCAAGAAAUCUGUAAAUAUGAUUAAAAGAUGAAUGUGAGACAAAACUA
Messenger RNA from Cyprinus carpio (common carp), 625 nucleotides. It is a transcript of the gene apoc4, whose product is annotated as apolipoprotein C4. Lineage: Eukaryota; Metazoa; Chordata; Actinopteri; Cypriniformes; Cyprinidae. The record is from RefSeq and is a predicted model, not a curated record.